AUGGCAGAUAUUUCCUGCACUGAAGGAGUCUCCAAUGAGACAACUGGCAACGCCAGUUCCGAAUUCAGUUUGGAUGCAGACUUCCAGUACUCCUUGUUUCCUGUCAUCUACAGCAUCGUGUUUGUGCUGGGACUGAUGGAAAACAUCUUAGCUCUGUACCUCCUGUGCUGCAGAGUAAAGCACAUGUCUCAUUCCUACGUGUACAUGGUUAAUCUGGCUCUGGCAGACACCUUGUUUGUUUGUGUGUUGCCUUUUAAAAUCCAUUACCACCUGAAUGGGAACAACUGGAUCUUUGGGGACAUGUCUUGUAGGGUAACUGGGACUUUCUAUUACAUCAACAUCUACCUAAGCAUCGCCUUCUUCACCUGCAUUUGUAUCGAUCGUUACGUUGCGGUGCUGCACCCCUUCACAUACAUCCAGAUAAAAGUCACCCAUUACGUGCUGGUGGUCGCAGUUCUUUGGGUGGUCGCUCUAAGUAUCGCGGUUCCACUUAUCCUUGGAGGUCCCCUCCACAACUGUGGCAUGAGGAACACGACAGCGUGUUUUGAGAACUUCGCUGUGAGCAGCUGGACUUAUCGCAUGGCACCUUACAACAUCCUGGCCUUAGUUUUUGGGUUUGUGAUCCCAUUUUCCAUCAUUCUGAUCAGCUACCCUCUCAUUGCGAAGAGGAUCUCCCAGAUCAAACGCAGCGUUCGCAAGAGGAAGGCCCUGAGCACCAUCUACAUCAUCUUGGUCAUUUGUACGUUGUGCUUUCUCCCAUAUCAUCUCACACACCUCCUUCAUUUCUUAAUGAGAAUCCAGGUCAUCCAAAAUGAGUCGUUUACCAAACUGAUCUACAAAAUGCGAAGGGUCACCUUAGCCCUCGUGAGUUUCAACUGUUGCCUUAACCCACUGCUCUACUACUACACCUCCUCCAGCAAGCAGUGGCUCUGCAACUUCAGGCUCAGGUUCCGGUCUCAGGUGGUGUACACUGUCUGUGACCAGAAACUGGACAAAUUCUCCUACGUUUAUAAACUGCAGCAGAGGCCUGGAGAGAAGCAACACCCAGAUGGAAUCAACUGA
Apaloderma vittatum (bar-tailed trogon) is the source of this 1062-nucleotide messenger RNA. Its product is annotated as lysophosphatidic acid receptor 6-like. NCBI's taxonomy places the organism in Eukaryota, Metazoa, Chordata, Aves, Trogoniformes, Trogonidae. Bases 1 to 1062 code for a protein of 353 amino acids. Gene Ontology annotation, cellular component: membrane. Gene Ontology annotation, biological process: G protein-coupled receptor signaling pathway. Gene Ontology annotation, molecular function: G protein-coupled receptor activity; oxysterol binding. The record is from RefSeq and is a predicted model, not a curated record. The transcript has a single exon.